Molecule: messenger RNA, 2687 nt
Organism: Prunus avium (sweet cherry)
Lineage: Eukaryota; Viridiplantae; Streptophyta; Magnoliopsida; Rosales; Rosaceae
Gene: MAPKKK5
Product: mitogen-activated protein kinase kinase kinase 5
Biological process (GO): protein phosphorylation; MAPK cascade
Cellular component (GO): cytoplasm
Molecular function (GO): MAP kinase kinase kinase activity; ATP binding
Source: RefSeq, a predicted model, not a curated record
AGAAAACAUAGGCAUAAGAAUAUUGACCUCUCGAGACAGCUUUAUACGUUUGUUGUAGUAGUAAUUGCAAACCGCGUUAUUGUGAAAAACGAAAAAGGUAAGCGAAUUAACGAACGCCACCGUCUCAGGCAGAGGCACUAGUUCUUCUCUCAUGGCCUGGUCUCUCGAGCAAGAUCCCUCAUGGAUCUUCUCCUGGACCUCCUAGGCCGCCUCCUUCCCGCCAAUUUCCUCAUCUCACCUCCUGCGCCAUAAUUCAUCAAAAUUCAAUUCGUUUGGGUUUGUGAUUGUGAUCAUGAGUGAUUUCGACCAUGGGUUGGUUGUCUAACAUUUCCUUCUCUUCUUCCUCCUCGUCGUCCCCUUCUUCGUCGUCGUCGGUGUUCAGAUCAUCGUCCGCCGAGUCGCCAAAACAGAAGGCGAGCGAUGACGGAGGAUGGAUGUUCCGAUCGAGGAGGAAGCUCACGCGACAGAGGAAGCAGCUUUUGAUCAGCGGCGGCGGAGACCAAGACGGUGGAGGUGGAGCCAUGAACAAAUGUCCGAGUUCGCCGUUGCCUGAAAUUGCAUCGUCGCUGGCGACUCCGCAGCCGCUUCCUUUGCCGGAAUUGGCGAAAGAGAGGUGCCGGAAAGAGAGGGGCUCGGGUUGCAAUUCCGGUGAUAUUGGAGACAGUCGAUUGCCGUCUCCCAAGGCCGGUGACGGUGCCGCCUUGAACACUCCGAAUCAGAGUGUGUUUGCUUCCCGAGACACAAGAAAGAAUAAUGACCAUGCAUUCGAGACAAGAUCAAGGUCUAGGAGGAAGAAUCGAGAUAGGAAUGGUUUAGAGAUCUAUCAAAAAGACUUCAGGCUUGAUGUUCCUAUUCGGAGCGCUCCUGCUAGUCCUUUCUCAAGUCCUACACUCAGCCCGCACAGACGCAGUGCUGGUGAUCUGCUCCCUCACAUCAAUCCUAUGGGAAAUCAAGUCUGGUAUACCCCCGAGAUCCCCACUUCCGAUAUGAAUCCCGGGCUCCCUCCCCCUGCCUUCUCAGAUUACUCUAUAGUUAGCAAUGAUAAUUCCCCUGUACACAGUCCUUCAAAUAGAAGUCCCUGCCGAAACCCCAGAAGCCCACCAGGCUCAACAUCACCAUUGCAUACCAAAUUAUCAAUUGAAGUCUCCACAUCCCGGCGCGAGGGUAAUGGUUAUGGUGAAGUCCAUCCAUUGCCUUUGCCUCCUGGAGCAAGCCUUAGCCUACCUUCGCCACAAGCUCUACUCACACCCAAACCAGAGUCCCAGCCAGUCAAAGGACAAUGGAUAAAGGGAAAGCUAAUUGGGCGUGGCACGUUUGGAAGUGUUUAUGUUGCUACCAAUAGAGAAACUGGAGCUUUAUGUGCAAUGAAGGAAGUUGAAUUAUUUCCUGAUGACCCAAAAUCUGCAGAAUGUAUAAAGCAGCUACAGCAGGAAAUCAAAGUUCUCAGCCAGCUGAAGCAUCCUAAUAUUGUGCAGUACUAUGGAAGUGAAAUAGUUGAUGAUCGAUUUUAUAUAUAUCUGGAGUACGUCCAUCCCGGUUCUAUUAACAAAUAUGUCCAUGAACAUUGUGGAGCCAUAACGGAAGCUGUUGUUCGCAGUUUCACUCGCCAUAUACUCUCUGGGUUGGCUUACUUGCACAGCACAAAGACAAUACACAGGGACAUCAAAGGGGCUAAUUUGCUUGUCGAUUCGUGUGGGGUUGUCAAGCUAGCUGACUUUGGAAUGGCAAAACAUCUUUCGGGACACGUAGGGAAUCUUUCUCUGAAGGGAAGUCCAUACUGGAUGGCUCCAGAGCUCAUGCAAGCUGUGAUGCAUAAAGAUAACAACUCUGAUCUGGCUCUUGCUGUUGAUAUAUGGAGUUUGGGUUGCACUAUUAUUGAGAUGUUCACCGGAAAACCUCCUUGGAGUGAGUAUGAAGGGGCUGCAGCCAUGUUUAAAGUUAUGAAAGAUCUUCCACCAAUUCCCGAAACAUUGUCAUCUGAGGGUAAGGAUUUCCUGAGACGCUGCUUUCGAAGAAAUCCUGCAGAGAGGCCAACUGCUGCCAUGUUAUUAGAACAUCGAUUCUUAAAAAACUCUCAGCCGCAGGAUGUCCAGUCUGUCACCCCGUCUGUCACCCAGGCAUCUAAUGGGAUGAAUUACAUGGAUAAACCCCGUCCAGUCGAACUUGAAAGAAAAUAUGAUCAGUCACUGAUGAUUCCGGGCAUACUUGGACCCCAGACCAGUGCAUUCCCAAUUCGGUGAUUGCCAAGUCUUGGAUGCUGACAGAUCCAGCUUCUUGCAAAAUUCUUUUUCUCCAGUAAACUGGCCAACAAUGUCCUUAUGAAACUUCAAAUUUAACAGUGGCCUCAUGUUAACCUUGAGGACCUUCCCGGAUUAUCUUCUCCAUCUCAGUUUGCAAUUCAAAUACCACAUCCCCGCUACCGAAAGCUAUAUUGUUUUCAGAUGACUUGCGGAGAGGGAACGAUAGCUGCCUUUCUGUUCAUAUUUCUGCAGAGAAAGCGGCUUCUGAAUUGUAGGCGUAGCGGAUGAUGCUCUGGUAGGUGAUUCGCAGGCAUAGAGUGUUACCCUUGUAGAUUCUUUCCCUCAUCCUUUUUUGUGGUGUGGAAGUUUAUCUUGCACUGGGACUUUAGAAGCAAUUUUUGUAUGCCACUAACUUAUUUUUGAGCUUCAGCAGAAGAAGUCUUUCGA